AUGUAUCUGAUUUUUUCUUCAGACACGGUUUUCACGUAUCCGGGAUUUUCGCUGCGAGUUGAACAGGUUUCCCCUGACCAAGUUUCUUGUAAUGCUGGGCAAACACCGUGCGACUACAAGGAUUUCAUAUGCGUCAACGAGAACAGCGAAGGAGUAUGUCCUGACCUUGAAUGCGACUCCGACGCUGUGACCUUCCUCGACGACGCUGUGAUCGUCAAGUCGCCGGGCUAUCCGCAGCCCUACCCGGCCGGCCUGUACUGCCGCUGGGACGUGCCCUCCCGCGGCCUGGCUCCAGCCACGCUGUUCCGUGUCCUGGACUUCUCCACCGAGGCAGGCGAGGAUGUGGUCCAGGUCAGCGGGCUCACUUUCCCCGGGGGUGAACCGGCGGACUACACACUGGCGGGGACCACCACCAAGAUUCGCGCCGUGGUGUUCAACGCCACGACCAGCGUGACAGUCCGAUUUCAGACGGACUUUAACAUCCAGCUGACCGGAUUUCACUUCAACCUAAUCAAUGUCAAUUUCACCGAAUGGGAAUCAGAUUGGUGCAUCACUGACAAGCAGACGGGAUUUAUAUGCGAAGGACUGUGUCUUGUAGCAUCAGCUAAAUGCGAUGGAUUCCUUGACUGCCUGAACGGAGAAGACGAGAACGAAUGUGCUGAGGUGUACUGCCCAUCGUCCUACCACUGCAGUCAAACAAAAACCUGCAUUGUCUCCGAACAGCUUUGCGAUGGUGAAAUUCACUGUGAGCACGGAGACGAUGAAGUUGAAUGUGGUGAGGGUUAA
Messenger RNA from Patiria miniata (bat star), 786 nucleotides. RefSeq names its product transmembrane protease serine 6-like. NCBI's taxonomy places the organism in Eukaryota, Metazoa, Echinodermata, Asteroidea, Valvatida, Asterinidae. Gene Ontology annotation, cellular component: plasma membrane. Gene Ontology annotation, molecular function: protein binding. The coding region runs from base 1 to 786 and encodes 261 amino acids. The record is from RefSeq and is a predicted model, not a curated record. The transcript has 5 exons.